AUGGCGUCCAUGAGGUUCAAGCCGGUGGAGGAGUGCAGCUCGGAGGGCCGGUCGGAGCAGACGGUGGCGGCGGACUUCGACGGCACGCUGCUGCGGUCCUCCAACGCCUUCCCCUACUACCUCCUCGUCGCCCUCGAGGCCGGCAGCGUGCUCCGCGCCGUCGCGCUGCUCCUGUCGGUGCCCUUCGUGUACGCCACCUACAUCUUCUUCUCGGAGACGCUGGCCAUCGCCACGCUGGUGUACAUCUCGACGGCGGGGCUCAAGGUGCGGAGCAUCGAGAUGGCGGCGCGGUCGGUGCUGCCCAGGUUCUACGCGGAGGACGUCCACCCGGAGAGCUGGCGCGUGUUCAGGUCCUUCGGCAAGCGGUACGUCAUCACGGCCAGCCCCAGGGUCAUGGUGGAGCCGUUCGCCAGGGAGUUCCUGGGAGCAGACAGGGUGGUGGGCACGGAGCUGGAGGUCGGGAAGAACGGCAAGGCCACCGGGUUCAUGGUCAAGCCCGGCGUGCUCGUCGGCGACCACAAGAAGCAGGCCGUGUUGAAGGAGCUGGGCGACGCGGUGCCUGAUGUUGGCAUGGGGGACAGGGCGUCCGAUUUCGACUUCAUGUCAUUAUGCAAGGAAGCCUACCUGGUGACGCCGAGGAAGUACAGCCCGGUGCCCAAGAACCAGCUGCUGACCCCGCUCAUCCUCCACGACGGCCGCCUCGUGCAGCGCCCGACGCCGCUGGUGGCGCUCGUCACCUUCCUCUGGAUGCCCUUCGGCUUCGCCCUCGCGCUCCUCCGCGUCUACAUCAACCUGCCCCUCCCGGAGCGCUACGUCUUCUACAUCUACCACAUGAUGGGCAUCCGGCUCAUCGUCAAGGGCAACCCGCCGCCUCCGCCCAAGAAGGGCAGCCCGGGGGUCCUCUUCGUGUGCAACCACCGCACCGUGCUCGACCCGAUCGAGGUCGCCGUCGCGCUCGGCCGCAAGGUGAGCUGCGUCACCUACAGCAUCUCCAAGUUCUCGGAGCUCAUCUCGCCGAUCAAGGCCGUGGCGCUGUCGCGGGAGCGCGACAAGGACGCCGAGAACAUCCGGCGGCUGCUGGAGGAGGGCGACCUGGUGAUCUGCCCCGAGGGCACCACCUGCCGGGAGCCCUACCUGCUGCGGUUCAGCGCGCUCUUCGCCGAGCUCACCGACCGCAUCGUGCCCGUGGCGAUCAACACCAAGGAGAACAUGUUCCACGGCUCCACCGUGCGGGGCUUCAAGCUCAUGGACCCUUACUUCUUCUUCAUGAACCCGCGGCCGGUCUACGAGGUCACCUUCCUCAACAUGCUGCCCAAGGAGCUCACCUGCGGCGGGGGCAAGUCGCCCAUCGAGGUCGCAAACUACAUCCAGAAGACGCUCAGCGACCAGCUCGGCUUCGAGUGCACAGCCAUCACGCGCAAGGAGAAGUACGGCAUACUGGCCGGUACCGACGGACGCGUCCCAUCCAAGAAUAAGGACAAGGAGAAGAACUAGCUCAUCGAUCGAACUGCCGGCCUUACAAUUAUUUACCAUGGUUCUUAGUAUUGUUUUACAGUUUAUUUACAACAGUUAAUUGUGAUUUGUCAAGAAGUUGGUCGAUUACUCACUGUUUCCAGGAAAUUAAGAGGUCUUGUUCGUGUAUUAGCUUGGAGAUCACAAUUAGCUAGCACCAAAGUAAUUGUUUAU
Lolium rigidum is the source of this 1686-nucleotide messenger RNA. Its product is annotated as glycerol-3-phosphate 2-O-acyltransferase 6. Gene Ontology annotation, biological process: cutin biosynthetic process. Gene Ontology annotation, cellular component: membrane. The transcript is spliced from 2 exons. Gene Ontology annotation, molecular function: glycerol-3-phosphate 2-O-acyltransferase activity; phosphatase activity. The record is from RefSeq and is a predicted model, not a curated record. Lineage: Eukaryota; Viridiplantae; Streptophyta; Magnoliopsida; Poales; Poaceae. Bases 1 to 1494 code for a protein of 497 amino acids.